AUGUCUCCAAUGAUUAUUACAUUUAUUAUCUUUGUCGUAUUUUCAUUAGUAGAUGUUUCUGGAGCCACAAAUCAUCAUAAUAUUAGUAACAUAUCAAAUACAGAAAAACACAGUGGAGUAUCAUUUAAACUUGUUCUUGGACGCAGAAAUUUCACAUCUCAACUCCCACCGCUAUCCAAAGAAUUUUUCGUCUAUAAUCUCCUGUAUCACCCAUCAACCGACUACUACACAACGGUUGACAUCGGUACCCCACCCCAAUCAAUGGAGCUGCACAUUGAUACUGGGAGCCCAUAUUCAUGGGUGAGGUGUCAACCAUGCGAUAUUGAUACUUGUCUCCAGGUGAGCUUUUUUCAUGAAGAUAAUUCGACUUCUUAUGCAAAAGUAGCCUGUGAAGCAUGUAACCGGCCCGGAAAGUGCAACGAAGAAGAGCAAUGUGUAUUCGACAUGAAAUACCUAGAUGAAUCGGGAGCGACACUGGUGAUGGGAUCUGAAACCUUCACCAUGGACCAAGAUGAUAACGAUGAUGAUGGUUUUAUAGAGUCCAAGCAAGACAUAAUAGAUGUACCGCUUGGAUGCGCUAAAGGGACCGAAGGAUUUCCAUUUUUGGACGGAUCAUUAGGGUUAAACAUGGGUAAGUUAUCAUUUUAUACCGCGUUAAAAAACAACUAUGGCGUUAGAAUGUUCUCCUAUUGUCUUUUGGUUAGAAUCAAGGAUGGAGAUGAUAGCUCUGAUAUGUUAUUCGGAGACCAAGUCGUGUCCCCUGAUACUUUAUAUACACCUAUGGUUCAUGAUUAUGUCUCUGAUCAGUUUGUGGUGGCAUUGUCGGAAAUCAAAUUUAAGGGUGAACCACUUGUUAAGUAUACAUUUCCUAUAAAGAUGAUCGUUGAUACAGGAUCGACGUAUACUGAUCUACCUCAACCCGUGCACAGCGCAUUAUUGAGCAAAUUUCUUGAUGUUGCUGAUCAACUGGCUUGGGGACAGCCUAUAAGAGUUGGUACCAGAUAUCCAUGCUACGAGAUAGAUCCGGAUCAAAUCAGCGCCUCAUCCACGAUUACUUUUACUUUUGCCGGAGAUGCUGAAAUAGAAUUACUCCCACACAAUAUCUGGCGCUAUAUUGAAGGAUAUAAUCUGGCUUGUUUAGGAUUUGGGGAUGCAUCCAAAACGCCACCGCAUGAACUUAACAUUUUAGGUAAUAUCCAGCAGCAGGGUAUACGGAUAAUAAUUGAUCAGCAGACAAAGGGGGAUCGCAUUGGGUUUGACACUUCCGGCUGUUGA
Molecule: messenger RNA, 1275 nt
Organism: Papaver somniferum (opium poppy)
Lineage: Eukaryota; Viridiplantae; Streptophyta; Magnoliopsida; Ranunculales; Papaveraceae
Product: aspartyl protease family protein At5g10770-like
Exons: 1
Coding region: 1-1275 (424 amino acids)
Biological process (GO): proteolysis
Molecular function (GO): aspartic-type endopeptidase activity
Source: RefSeq, a predicted model, not a curated record